AUGGGAGGAGGGAGUAUGACCGGGCCCGAGAGACCAUGCGAGAAGGUGACAGAGAUGGCCGGUGGAGGCGGAGUGGAGAGAGGGAGUGUGAGUAUGAAGGACGAGGGAGGGAUUUGUUCUGCAAUGCGAGCGACACAGGGAGGAGGGGUGAGGGCAGGAAGAUUUGGCAGCAUGAGGAGUGGAGUGGAGAGGAUAUGGUCGACAGAAGUGUCGGGGCAUGCGGAGGAGUGGAGAGAGAGGAAUCGUGACACCAGGAGGGGCAUAGAGAGUGAUGAUGAUGGCUCUGAUGACUCAGCUGGCUCUCACAGGUUUGAUGAGUCAGACGGGUUAAACGUGGCAGACGAAGCUUUCAAGGCUCACAAGGCAGACCAUGCAGUGGAGGGAGAAGAGACAGACGAGAUGGAUGAGGCCGAAGGGGCUGAAGAGGCAGACGAGGCGAAUGAUCUUACUGCGUGUUGUGAACAUCCGGAUCUUCUCGACAUGGACGACGCAGAUCUGCUGGCGGUGCUGCCGAGCUGCCUGGCGUUCGUGGAGGAGAGCGUGAAUUGCGGGGAGAAGGUGCUCGUGCACUGCCACGCUGGCGUGUCGCGAAGCGCAGCAGUGGUUACUGCAUAUCUUAUGAAACUGCACAGAUCGACGGCUGAGGACGCUCUCCGUCUGCUGCAGUCCAAGCACCCACUUGCAUGCCCCAACGACGGCUUCCUGCAUCAGCUACGCAUAUUCCACAGCAUGGGAUGGGUUGUGGACCCCCACCACCCGGACUAUUCGCGCUUCAAGCUGCGCCUCAUGGCUCGCCGAAUCACCGGCUCCCUGCACCAUGGCGAGCCCAUUGGGCCAUGUCCGUAG
Molecule: messenger RNA, 846 nt
Organism: Closterium sp. NIES-65
Lineage: Eukaryota; Viridiplantae; Streptophyta; Zygnematophyceae; Desmidiales; Closteriaceae
Source: the annotation of a GenBank genome assembly